AUGUUUUUAGCUAAGGGAGUGCAAGGGGUCCCAACCAACAUCUCUCGGGACCCAAGCCAACCUCGCCUGCCCGCGGUGCACUCUGCUGAUCAACGAAAGAGGCUCUGGCAACCCGCCAACACGCACUGGACCAGCGCGGCGGGUUAUGGUCCGUACCCCCCCCAUAUGAUGGUGGACAAAGUAGCACGGCCCCUAGUGCCCGGGGGCUCCGGCUGCAAGGCCGGCGUUGACGGGCGUCGCCUAAAAGAGCUAAAUAUGGCCGAAGAAAAUUGGAACGAGGAUAGCAUUGAAGCGGGCAGCAUGGCUGUGGACUCCAUGCCACUACCCCAGCCGGCUGACAUUCCUGAAAUUAAACUUUUCGGGAGAUGGAGCUGUUAUGAUGUACAGGUUUCAGAUAUGUCUCUCCAAGAUUAUAUUUCUGUCAAAGAAAAAUACGCUAAAUACCUGCCGCAUUCCGCUGGUAGGUACGCGCACAAGCGUUUCCGAAAAGCUCAAUGCCCAAUCGUUGAGCGUCUUACAAACUCGUUGAUGAUGCAUGGACGCAACAAUGGCAAGAAACUAAUGGCUGUUCGUAUUGUGAAACAUGCUUUUGAAAUUAUUCACCUUUUGACUGGAGAGAAUCCACUUCAGGUACUGGUUACCGCUAUCAUUAAUUCUGGACCCCGUGAAGAUUCUACUAGGAUUGGUCGUGCUGGUACUGUCCGUCGUCAAGCUGUUGACGUUUCACCCCUUCGCCGUGUUAACCAAGCUAUCUGGUUAUUGUGCACUGGUGCUCGGGAAGCAGCCUUCAGAAAUAUUAAGACCAUCGCUGAAUGUGUUGCAGAUGAGCUCAUUAAUGCUGCUAAGGGUUCAUCAAACUCAUAUGCCAUCAAGAAAAAGGAUGAAUUGGAGCGUGUUGCUAAAUCCAACCGU
Messenger RNA from Iphiclides podalirius (scarce swallowtail), 912 nucleotides. NCBI's taxonomy places the organism in Eukaryota, Metazoa, Arthropoda, Insecta, Lepidoptera, Papilionidae. The record is from the annotation of a GenBank genome assembly.